Molecule: messenger RNA, 1308 nt
Organism: Opisthocomus hoazin
Lineage: Eukaryota; Metazoa; Chordata; Aves; Opisthocomiformes; Opisthocomidae
Source: RefSeq, a predicted model, not a curated record
AGAGGGAAUAUAUGAAGGAGGAGGUGGAGGAGUGUGCUGAAGAUGAGGCGACUGAAUCGGAAGAAGACCUUGAAUUUGAUGAAAGAAUUGGAUGCCUUUCCAAAGGUUCCUGAAAGCUAUGUGGAGGCUUCAGCGAGCGGAGGCACAGUUUCUCUGAUAGCAUUUACAACGAUAGCUUUCCUGACUAUAAUGGAGUUCACGGUGUAUCGGGAAACGUGGAUGAAAUAUGAAUAUGAAGUAGACAAGGAUUUUACUAGUAAGUUAAGAAUCAAUAUUGAUAUUACAGUUGCCAUGAGGUGUCAAUAUGUGGGGGCUGAUGUUCUGGAUUUAGCAGAAACAAUGGUCGCCUCUGCAGAUGGGCUAAUCUAUGAACCAGUAGUAUUUGAUCUCAGCCCACAACAAAAAGAAUGGCAAAGAAUGCUGCAGCUAAUUCAGAGUAGGCUGCAGGAAGAACACUCUCUUCAAGAUGUGAUAUUCAAAAGUGCUUUUAAAGGUGCUUCUACAGCACUGCCACCACGGGAAGAUAAUUCAUUACAGUCUCCAGAUGCAUGCAGAAUUCAUGGUCAUCUCUAUGUCAAUAAAGUGGCAGGGAACUUUCACAUAACUGUGGGCAAGGCAAUACCACACCCUCGAGGCCAUGCACACUUGGCAGCCCUUGUAAGCCACGAAUCCUACAACUUCUCUCAUAGAAUAGAUCAUUUGUCAUUUGGAGAGCUUAUUCCAGGAAUUAUUAAUCCUUUGGAUGGAACGGAAAAAAUAGCAUCAGAUCACAACCAGAUGUUCCAAUAUUUUAUCACAGUUGUGCCAACCAAACUCCAUACAUACAAAAUUUCAGCAGAAACUCAUCAAUUUUCAGUGACAGAAAGGGAAAGAGUAAUUAACCAUGCAGCUGGCAGCCAUGGGGUGUCAGGAAUAUUCAUGAAAUACGACAUCAGCUCACUUAUGGUGACGGUGACAGAAGAACACAUGCCUUUUUGGCAGUUCUUAGUCAGGCUCUGUGGCAUUAUUGGGGGAAUUUUUUCAACUACAGGUAUUUUACAUGGCUUUGGAAAAUUUGUAGCAGAAGUUAUUUUUUGCCGUUUCAGACUGGGCUCUUACAAAUCCACAUCGGUCCCACUUCCUGAUGGCCACACAAGCAACCACUUACCUCUAAUUACAGACAAUAGUACGCAUUAGCCUCCUGAGAAACUUUCUUUCUUCCUGCCUGAUACAGAAGACUUUUUUUAUAAUAAAGAAAACGGUGUGCAAUAUGCUGACACAGUGCUGACAGGCAGCAAAAACUGGAGCCUUUACAAAAAAAAACCCACA